ACUCAUGAGUCACUCGAGAUUUUGCUGGCCCGUGCACAGAAAAACCUUCAAGAGCUUUGUUCGGCUCGCCGGAAAAAUCUUCGCUGACGACUUCUCCGGCGAAUUCCCGGAUGUGUGCUACUUUGCGCCUUAUGCGCAUCAAUUUCAAGGUAGGUCAUUUCCCCCUGUUUCGGACAUCAUUGUACACUUCACAAUUGUUAGUCUUACACUCCCUCACUCCACCCCACAAAACCAUAAACCCUAAAGUUUCCAGGUUUUCUACUGAUAGCUCAUAUUGCAGUUCAAAAUCAUUAGUGUUUGUAAAAGGGUAUGAUUUUCUUGAGCAAUUUACCCCUUUUAAAAAUUUAGCAAAAUCUUGUACUUACACUGUCAUUACCUCAAAUGAGAAGCGUAAAAUUAUUGUGGGGUUGUCAAGAAUGAUAAAAGAUGAAAACGGUUGGCUUUUGGAAGCAUUUUCAAGAGAUUUUUGCCCAUCAUUUUUGGUAAAAAUUAUGAAGUUGUUUGAUGAUAGAGAAGUCGCAUUUGCAUUUUUUAAGUACGUUCUUCAAGAUUAUUCUGAGAAUACUCUGAAGUCAUGUUGUAUUAGUGCGCAUUUUUUGGCUGCUGAGGAGUUGAGGCUAUUGGCACAGGAUAUGCUUUCUUGGAUCAUUAGGAAGGUUGGAAAAUGUAGGAGUGAUGAGGUGGUGGAGUUCAUGUGGAGGGAGCAUUAUAAGUAUGAGAGUGAAUUUUCUGUUCUUGAUUCAUUAAUGCGGGCUUUUUUAACCGCAGAAAUGGUUUCGGGUGCAUUAGAGAUUUGGAGUAAGAUGAGAGACAAUGGGUUGAGGCCGAGUUCAUCUGCUGUCUGCAUCCUAUUUAAGUUGUUGCUUAGGAUUGGUGAUUAUGGUAGUGUCUGGAAGUUAUUUCGGGACAUGUUGCAAAAAGGGCCUCGUCCUACUGACGCUCUCUUUAAUGCAAUGAUUCUUGGAUAUUGUAGAAAAGGUAGGCUUCAGACAGGAGAAAGUUUGUUUCAUCUGAUGCGGAAGUUUGGAUGUGAGCCAGAUGUUUUUACAUAUAAUAUUUUGAUCAAUGCAUACUGUACCAGGGGAUGGACUUCAGAUGCAUUGGAAUGGGUGCAUAUGAUGGUCGAACAUGGAUGUCAUCCUAGUAUCUCUACCUUUACUACAGUUAUCAGUGCUCUAUGUAAGGAAGGGAAUGUGGUGGAAGCCAGAAAAUUGUUUGAUGGAAUGCAAGAUGUGGGUGUCUUUCCUAGCACUGUCACGUAUAACGCUCUGAUGGAUGGCUAUGUCAAAGCUCGAGAAAUUUUUCAAGCAAGUAUGCUAUAUGAAGAAAUGAAAAGGAAGGGUGUAGCUCCAGAUGCUAUAACUUUUAACAUUUUGGUGGCAGGUCACUAUAAGUAUGGUAGGGAAGAGGACGGCGACCGGUUAUUAUGGGAUCUAACAGUGGGGGGGCUUUCUUCAGAUUAUUUAUCAUCUGAUGUAUCUAUUGCAGGGUUGUGUUGGGUAGGAAGGUUAAAUGAGGCUGUGACAUUGUUGGAUAAUCUGCUAGAAAAGGGGAUACCUGUUAGUGUAAUAGCUUUUAAUUCCAUUAUUGCUGCAUACAGCAAAGAAGGGUUAGAAGAAAAGGCAUUUGAAGUCUAUAAUAUUAUGGUUCAAUUUGGUCAGUCUCCUUCAGCUUCGACAUGUGCUUCUCUGCUCCUCAGCUUGUCAAUGACGGGGAGGCUGCAAGAAGCAAGAGAUUUAAUGGCUAAGAUGAUUACAAUGUCCUUCCCUAUUAACAUAACUGCUUGCACUGUGCUUCUGGAUGGUUAUUUUAAGAAAGGGGAUGUAAUGGGAGCUAGAACAUUGUGGGAAGAGAUGGAAAAGAUGGGAAUCGCUCCUGAUGCUGUUGCUUUUUCUGCAUUAAUAGAUGGGCUUGUCAAAGCUGGCUCUGUUGGAGACGCUUAUGAUGCCUUUCUUCAGAUGAUUAGGAAAGGACUUGUACCAAAUAAUUUUGUUUAUAAUUCGCUAAUUACUGGUUUUUGUUAUAGCGGAAAUAUGAAUGAGGCUCAGAAAUUAGAAAGGGACAUGAGGGAAAGGGGUCUUCUCCCAGAUAUCUUUACAAUUAAUACCAUCAUUAAUGGUUUCUGCAAACAGGGAAGGAUGAAACUUGCUACUGAUUGUUUCGUGGAAAUGCAUCGAAGUGGUUUACAGCCUGAUAUUGCUACGUAUAACACCUUGAUCAAUGGAUUCUGUAAGGCAUUCGAUGUGGUUAAUGCAGAUAACUUUAUGACAAGAAUGUAUGCCAGUGGAUGGGAACCUGACAUCACAACCUACAAUAUAAGGAUUCAUAGUUUCUGUAGUACUAGGAGGAUAAAUCAAGCCGUUAUGAUUCUGGAUGAGCUUGUAUCUGCUGGUGUGGUGCCAAAUACUGUUACAUACAACAUUAUGAUGAAUAGUGCUUGCAAUGACAUAUUGGACCGUGCAAUGAUUUUGGCUGCAAAGUUGCUUAAGAUGGCGUUCAUUCCAAAUACUGUUACAGCUAAUUUACUACUUUCUCAUCUAUGGAAGCAGGGACUACCUCAGCGUGCGUUGGUUUGGGGGCAGAAGUUGAGCGAAAUUGGUUUUGAGUUUGACGAAAUAACACAUAAAAUAUUGGACAAAUCUUCUCAUUGUAUACAAGAAAACACAGAUUAUUGUACAGAAACAACAGAAAAGAGUCUUUUUCUAGACUUCCUCAUGUACAUUACCUAUGACCACAUACGUAGAAGUAGGGCUUAUAGUGAUAAUAAUGACAGCUCUUUCGAACUAGUUGAAGAUGGACCUUGUGGGUCCUUCAAGUUAGUCAAUAAGGCUACUGUUUAGCAAUCUGAUGAAAGAGCAAGAAACUGAAUGACUACCAGCCCGGAAAUUCUUGUGGAAAUGAAAACAGAAAAACCUACUGAAACAACCAAUGUAGCUUCAGUAAAGUUUUCAAAUGCUGAAGAAGCUUGAAUUUCUUUUAACCGUAGAUGCUUCCCAACAUUGAAGUUGGUAAUUGCGUCAUGAAGCUGCAGUUGCUAUGGCAAGUUGCAAUAUUUAUGAAUGCUGUUUGGAGAUCCAAAUUGUGCCCAGAGGACUGCUUGAAAAAGAUUCUGUGAUGACUCCUCUAUCACUCCUCUGUGCACCUGCGGGAGAAGAGACUUAGAUGCUGCUCUAUGUACAGAAUUUCCCUGAAGUUUUCUUGAGUUGAUAAUGAAGGUUAUGGAAAGUAAAUUAUUGCUUGUUCUGGAUGUGCCUAAAGAUUUGAUUCUGAAAAGGAACUAUUAUGAAGAAUGAUAAAAUAUCAAGAGCUGCGUUAUGGGAAACACAGCGACAGCAGUAGAUUUCCGAGGAUCGUGAAUUUGUUAUUGUAAGGUUUUACCAACUGUUAUCAAUCAAAAAAGGGUUUGGUAGCUGCUGUCAAUCAUGAAAGGUUGUGCCAGCUUCUGUCGCUCUUACCAUUGAAAUUUUGCGGACCUGGUCCAAACAGCGCGAAAGGAAUGAUUAGGAUUCAUAUGCAGACCCAACUAGCCUGGAAUUUGUUGUUGUUGAUGUUUGUAAACCUCCCAACAAUGAUGGAGCUGGAUGUGCAAAGUGCUUUGUCCAAACUACUGGUGAUCAGUGCCAUUAUGGUCCUUUGAUCUGGAGACUGUUGGAAUGGCUGCACAAGGUUCUUGUACCUUGUACAGUAUCAUGGCUAUGCCGAAAAUAGAAGCUGUUCUGGACUUUGGGGGAAGCUGGAAAGUAUAUAGCCCGAGUAGUAUCAGUGAGUCUCCACACAAUAGGUGUGGGUUCGAUCCCCGCUACUCUUUUCCCCUUCCCCAGCCCCGACACCCUUAUGUAUUAAAGAAAAAGAGUCGCAUAAUUGAUCAACAACAGUCCUUGCUUAUUUGUAUGAUGAAAGUUUUUAAUCCUCU
Messenger RNA from Solanum pennellii, 3913 nucleotides. Its product is annotated as pentatricopeptide repeat-containing protein At5g01110-like. The record is from RefSeq and is a predicted model, not a curated record. The transcript is spliced from 3 exons. Gene Ontology annotation, molecular function: protein binding. Lineage: Eukaryota; Viridiplantae; Streptophyta; Magnoliopsida; Solanales; Solanaceae. Bases 111 to 2840 code for a protein of 909 amino acids.